Molecule: messenger RNA, 4505 nt
Organism: Fomitopsis serialis
Lineage: Eukaryota; Fungi; Basidiomycota; Agaricomycetes; Polyporales; Fomitopsidaceae
Exons: 9
Coding region: 286-4164 (1292 amino acids)
Biological process (GO): protein phosphorylation
Molecular function (GO): ATP binding; protein binding; protein kinase activity
Source: RefSeq, a predicted model, not a curated record
GCGCGGAGACCGUCCGUAGACGCUCGCCGGCCAUCCGUCGAGGCACGCAAGACCUCACUCGAUCUGAAUAGGUCGUCGCUGGAAGGCAGGAGACCCUCGCUGGACCGUGCCGGGUCACCUGUCACGCCCACCCGACCCCGCGCUCUCUCGCCGACUCAGCGCAACAUCACGCCGAACUACUACCAGAACAGGCUGCUCAACGCGUCAACGACUUCGCUCGGGGGAUCCUCAAACCCUGAGCAUCGGGAGCAGAUCCGGGCCGCGUCGUCAUAUCUCUGCAAGGAAAUGUUGAAGCCGCCAUCCAGGCUGAACGACUCGAGCCUGCAACCGCGGGAGUGGGAGGAGGUGGAGAUGCGCAUGCGGAGUUUGGCCAGAUUAGAGAGGGUUUGGGGGAAGAGCGGGGGCGGGAUGGGUAGUUCUUCCCAGUUGAGUUCGGCAGGCGGUUUGAGCUCGAGCGGGCUCAGUGCUAGUGGAGAGGAGAGGGAAAGGCGAUUGUUGACUGAGGCUCUGAGAGAUGGCUAUGUUCUCUGCCAACUCAUGAACAAGCUUUUUCCGGGCACCAUCUCUCGCGUGGAUCCAAAGGAGGACGGGGUAGCGCGGUCGUCUAAUGUCACCCGUUUCCUAGCAGCCUGCACUUCUGUCGGUGUAUCAUCAGAGGAUCUCUUCGGCCGAGACGAUCUCACCAUAGCGAACGCGGAGUCCCUAGCCCAAGUCGCUCGUACAGUCCUUGCUUUGCAACGACACGCGGAGUUCCCGUCCCCCGACAAGUCCAGGUACAUCCAGGGCGGCGUAGGACAGGGACCAUAUAGUGCGGGGGGCGGCUCGCGUGCUGCUUCGUCGACGCCGAAUCUCACCUUCGCUCAGAUGCAGCGCUCAACCUCGCCUGUCACGCCGCACUCGCCAACUGGGAGGAAACGCUGGAGCCCGCCGCAACCGUUGCCGACGCUUCGCUCAGCGAGUCCUGCGGAAGACGGCUCUGGGUCAGGCGGUUCCUCGGGAGGGAAGACGGUUGGCAAUGGCCACGCAAACCACGGUGGGGAGAGCGACCUUGAGUUUGACGAGGUCCCUCCCAUCAUGUCUCCCCCACCACGAUCUCCUCUUCGUCCAAGACCGAGUGUCGACCGCACCUCCGUAGCAGACUCGACACGCGCCUCCGUCGGCGACUCCGUGCGAGCGUCUGUGGCCGAUUCAAUAGCUGCUUCUCCGAUACGGCAAUCCCAGGCAUCCACCAUGACGGACACCACUGCCUUUUCGAGCCUGCUGGAGGUGCAGAGGACCACCAGUACGGGACAGAACAAGUUUGGAACCAUUCGCACGGUCACUACUGAAGCCACGUCUGUCGACGCGAGCGAGACACCCUCAUUCACGUUUGCAGAGGGUAAGGCGAUGGCCGCGACCUUGUUUGAGGAGCCGGCUCGAAGACGAAGCGGCGAGACACCCACCAGGCCAUCCCGCGAGCGACGUCCGAGUGAAACCGUGCCCGUUGACUUGGCCAGAGUUGCGGAGGAGACAGAGGAGGGUUCAUCGAGUUCGAAGAGCAAAUCCAGGAGCGGAGUGUCCCUCAGCAAGCCAGAGCAGGAUCGCGAGCCAAGCCCACAGAAAGCGUCCCCCAUAAAAUUGGGCAAAGGCAAGUGGCCGGAUGACUUUAUAGAUGCAUUCCAGGCCCCGAAGUCCUCCAUUCUUGAUGGGGACGAGUUCGGCGUCUAUGAACCCGUCACACCCAUUUCCUCGUCACCUCCCCGCAAGUUGGCUAUUGUCGGCGCUUCGAGGCCUGACGCAAGCGUCGAGUCCCUGCCACAGUUCCCUCGGCGUCCGACCCAUCGUGCGAGACACAGCGUCGAUACUCCUGGCCUUCUGCCGAAGGAUCAGGUGUUGUUCAGAGACGCCAGUCCAGACGGCGGGCCUCCAUCCCCUAGGAUCGUCUUGCGACGUAGCAGUACGCGCACUGGGGCCCAACGAAAUGGCGUCUACGUACCUCGGAGCGACUCUCGCUCUCAAGAGAGCGACACGCGCGUACCAUUUCCACGAUCUGUCUCCGCCGAACAUGCCCCCGCUUUUGCCCAGGAUCACUCGGGCGAAUCCACUCCCGCAGGUUCGUCGACGACGUCCAAGCCGGGCUCACCUGGUCCUCAUGACAGGCCUCGACAACCUCGCGGUCGCUUCCAAAGCGAGAUUGACGGGGCCAGUUCGCGCAGAAAGCCCCGUCCCAACUCGUACGACGAGCUCGGUGCUAAGCCUCGUCGGUCAAGAUAUGAGAGUAUGGUGAACCUGGGGGUCGUGACAAGCAACGCGAGUGCCAGCGACAUCCUCACGAGAGACCCUUACGAAGGCAGCGCUGUUCGGCAGACGCUGGUUGUUAGAGAAGACGGCAAGCCGCCGACUCAGUUCCAACUCGGGAACUGUAUCGGGCGAGGUCAAUUCGGUGCUGUUUAUCGGGCCCUGAACCUAAACACAGGACAGAUGGUGGCGGUCAAGAGGAUUCGUCUCGAGGGUCUCAAAGAGGACGAAAUCAAGCAGCUCAUGAAAGAGGUCGAUCUCGUCAAGAGCUUAUCUCACCCGAGUAUCGUCAAAUACGAGGGCAUGGCGAGGGAUACCGACUCCCUGAGCAUCGUUCUUGAGUACGCAGAGAACGGUUCGCUAGGCCAGACACUGAAGGCGUUUGGCAAACUCAACGAGCGUCUUGUGGCCGGCUAUGUGGUCAAGAUCCUAGAGGGUCUGCACUAUCUUCAUCAAAGCGAUGUGGUCCACUGCGAUCUGAAGGCGGCUAACAUCCUCACUACCAAGACCGGGAAUGUCAAGCUCUCGGACUUCGGGGUCUCGCUCAAUCUGCGAGCAAUGGAACGCGAGAUGAAGGACGUGGCGGGGACGCCGAACUGGAUGGCUCCCGAGGUUAUCGAACUGAAGGGCGCUUCUACGAAGUCCGACAUUUGGUCGCUUGCUUGCACGGUCAUCGAGCUUCUCACAGGGCGUCCCCCUUACUCAGAGAUCGCAAACAGCAUGUCUGUCAUGUUUCGUAUCGUCGAGGACUCCAUGCCACCCCUGCCGGACGGGUGUUCGCAGUCGCUGCAGGAUUUCUUGAGACAGUGCUUCCACAAAGACCCGACGAAGCGACCGAGUGCCGAAGAGCUGUGUGAGCAUGAGUGGCUGAAGAAAAACUGGGCUAUCCACAACAAGGAGUUGCGGCCUCAAGAUAGCAUUCCUUUCUUGCGUCGCGUCUCUGCCGACUAUCACGCGCAAAAGGCGGACGUUAUGCGAUAUCUCGCCGGUGUUGAGAUGCCCGAACGUCUAGAGUCAGAUAGAGCGUCUCCAGCAUUGUCGUCGUCUCCCGACAAGCGGCCACGCGUCGACGUGUCACCUGCAACACGUAGACCUUCCAACGAUCCUGAUCAUUUUUCACCACGCGAGCACUCCUUUGUACGAACCACCUUCGGCAAGCCUGUCAUAUGCCGCGUAUGUAACCAAGGAGUGAAGAAAAGUGCUGUUCUUUGUGAACAAUGCAGUCUUAUCUGCCAUGCGAAAUGUGCUCCGAAUGCACCGCCAACCUGCGAUUUACGAGCACAGCUGCUUCUAUACGCACAGUACGCGGAGACUGGUAGUCCGACUGGCCAAUACAGCAACCCCAUGGAGCUCCUCGAGGCACUUCAGGCAAACGGACCCCUCAGUCCUGUUUCCGAUGGCAGUGACGUUACCCCCAGAACCAGUUUCGAUACGCCUAGCUCGCCUUCUCCUAUUCCUAUGGGCGGCGCUGUUCACCCACCUAGCGCAUACAAAGUGCUCGCAGCGUUCAAGCGCUCGAAGUCCUUCCUGACCGAACAUUCGGACAAAUCCUCUCCUGCCCCUUCAUCAUCACCUUCUUCUCCCCGCCUCCCGUACCCUCUGAUCCGUUCUGUUCUGACGAAGCGCAAGUCCGAGGGCAAGGAGCGACCGCUCUCUAUUUCCAGCAGCAGCACGGGCCCCAAUACCUCGAGCAUGCGAAGCGCCGUGACGGCCACAGAAAGCAUGGCUAGCACGCAGCGAGGAUCAACGCGGACCAUGGCCACGGGGACGGACCCACACGGCCUCCGAACCAAUCAGGAGGAGGGCAGAGUUCCGGGAGACCUCUCCAGGAGCGGUCGACGCCGCGAUCGAGAUUCGAAGUCGAGCAACGGCUGCUCGGUGCAGUGAUUUAUUCAUCUCCGUCUCAUUUAUUUGCGUGCACGCUGCUCACCCGGACGACUUAUACACGUGUACUCUGUACUGCAUGGUCUCAUUGCAUUUACGCUCGUUGCAUCGUCAUGGGACUCGACAUUUUACUCCGCAUUUCGUACUGCAUAUAUUGCCCCCCUUCGCGUAAUAUGCCAUGUCAGGCACCUCGACGUCCUCACCUCAUUAUACCUUGUCUUUAUCAUUAAGAGCUGCUCAGUAUUACUUUGACGUUGUCGUAGUACAAUGUGUGUACCAACAAGCGUGUCGCAUGUCACAUGUAUACGAGAAUACAUAGGUUGAUAUGCACUACUUCCAUGAAA